AUGAGAUCUUUGCUGGUCUCUCGACAAGCGAUCCACCGUAUUUCACUGUUAUCUUCAAAACCCCCAACUUUAUGCAGAAGCUUCUCCGCCAUUACAUCCUCGAUUUCUCACUCUGAUCGUUAUCUGAGAAGCUACGACGAGCUAACCCCUUUCAGAAAUGCCGAAAUCGCAAGACCCAUUUCAUCACUCAGUCGACAUUUUCACUCUACUCGUGAGUCCCGACUCAGCGAGUCCGUUGCCUCCCAGAUUGACGACUCUAACGACCUGGAGGAAGACGACGAGGACGAAGACGGGACCACGAACGAGUUCCUCUCUCGAUUCGUUUGGAUAAUGCGUGGGAAAGUCGCAGAAGCUUACCCGGAUUGCGACAAGAAGAUGAUCGACGGUAUGCUUCUGCUCAUCGUCGAGAAAGUCGUGGAGGAGAUCGAAAGAGGCGGUUUCAACAAGGUCGGAUCGGCUCCGCCUUCGCCGUCGUCGGAGUUCAGCGACGAUCUGUGGAGCACAAUCUGGGAAGUAAGUAACACAGUGCUGAAAGAUAUGGACAACGAGAGGAAGAAGGAGAAGAUGAAGCUGUACAUUCAAUCCCCGGAAGUGAUGGAGAUGUGUAGAUUUGCUGGUGAAAUCGGCAUUCGUGGGGAUUUGCUUAGAGAGCUUAGAUUCAAAUGGGCACGAGAGAAGAUGGAAGACGCCGAGUUUUACGAGAGCUUGGAACAGCAACGAGACUCGGAUAACUCAAUCGGAGCAGCAGAUGAUGCAGAAGAAGAUAAAGAGGAAGAAGAAGGGUCUGUUGCAUUAGAUGAGAUCCAACCUCAGAGUCUCUCUCUUCCUAAACGAAAGGGGAAGUUCAAGUACAAGAUCUACGGGCUUGAGUUGUCGGAUCCGAAAUGGGUUGAAACGGCUUAUAAGAUUCACGAAGCCGAGGAAGAUGCUGACUGGAGAGAGCCGAAGCCUGUGACUGGAAAAUGCAAAUUGGUUAUGGAGAAGCUUGAGUCUCUUAAGGAAGAAGAUGAUCCUUCGGAAUUGGUUGCUGAGUGGGCUGAGUUAUUGGAGCCUCAACGUGUUGACUGGAUUGCUUUGCUGAAUCAGUUGCGAGAAUCAAACACCUACGCAUACUCAAAGGUGGCAGAGCUUGUCCUGGAUGAGAAAUCAUUCAAGGCAAAUCUCUCGGACUACUCAAAACUCAUCCACAUGAAUGCUAAAGAGAACCGCACGGAAGCUGUUGAGAGAAUCCUAAGCAAAAUGUCUCAGAACGGGAUCUUUCCAGACAUUUUGAUCGCCACUGCGUUGAUUCACAUGUACAGUAAAUCAGGCAACCUCGAGCGUGCGACCGAGGCAUUCGAAAGCUUGAAGAGCUACGGGUUAAGGCCGGACGAGAGGAUCUACACAUCCAUGAUCAUGGGAUAUGUAAACGCUGGCAAGCCUAAGCUAGGUGAGAGGUUGAUGAGAGACCUGGAAACAAGAGACAUGAGGUGUUCAGAAGAAGUUUACAUGGCUCUUCUUCGAGCUUUUGCACAAGUGGGAGACGCCGAGGGAGCUGCAGGGAUUAACUCUUCGAUGUUGAGAUCACAGGUUCCACAGAAUUUCGAAACGUUUAGCUUACUUGUGGAAGCGUACGGGAAAGCAGGGAAGACGGAAGAAGCGAAAAAGAACUUUGAGCUAAUGAGAAGCCGCGGCCACAAACCGGACGAUAAGUGCAUUGCGCAUGUGAUCCAAGCGUACAAGAGAGAGAACUCGUUGGACAAAGCACUGAGGCUUUUGUUGCAGCUUGAGAAAGAUGGGAUUGAAAUCGGUGUGAUCACUUACACUGUUCUUGUUGAUUGGAUGGCGAGUCUCGGUCUUAUCGAGGAAGCUGAGCAGCUUCUGGUCAAGAUCUCUCAGCUAGGAGAGGCUCCACCGUUUGAGCUACAUGUGAGCUUGUGCUACAUGUAUGCUAAUGUGAGGAAUGAGAAGAAGACUCUUCAGGCUCUUGGUGUUUUGGAAGCUAAGAGAGAUCAAUUGGGACCUAACGAGUUUGAAAAAGUUAUAACUGGAUUGAAGAGAGGUGGGUUUGAGAAAGAUGCGAGGAGGAUGUUUAAGCAUAUGGAAGCUAGGAAGUUUUUGCCUUCGGAUAGAUUGAAGAUCGAUAUGGGUGCGUCACCGUCUUUUGGGUCAGGGUUUAGUAAUAGAAUGAGACGAUGA
This is a messenger RNA of Microthlaspi erraticum, 2178 nucleotides long. Lineage: Eukaryota; Viridiplantae; Streptophyta; Magnoliopsida; Brassicales; Brassicaceae. The record is from the annotation of a GenBank genome assembly.